Tetranychus urticae (two-spotted spider mite) is the source of this 2518-nucleotide messenger RNA. RefSeq lists its product as uncharacterized. The record is from RefSeq and is a predicted model, not a curated record. NCBI's taxonomy places the organism in Eukaryota, Metazoa, Arthropoda, Arachnida, Trombidiformes, Tetranychidae.
AAAAAAUUAAAAUUGUAACAUGCAUUACCAAAUAUUGACCCGAUGAGUAGAGCUUAAACAAUGUGCUCUCUGUUUUGGCGCUUCUUCAUUUUCUGGGUUAAAUUGUAAAAUGGCGAUGUGAAACAAAUUGUCAUUUCCAAAGGCAAAUCAAGGCUGGUUAAUUUGGUGGUGCUGAACUUUUCCUUUUGGGAAGGUACGAAGGUGGUUAAUGUGAAAGGGUUUCUCUUAUUCUUUCUGUUCAGCUUGUUGUUCUUCUUUAUCAUUAUCUUCUUUUCACCUCAAGUCUCUCUUUGUAGUCUGAAGGGGAGGCGUGGAAAUGAGGUUAGCUUAGACCGUACGGUAAAGUCUCAUUCUUGUCAGGUAAACAUUUCAUUUUUACCGUUGAAGCGAACUUGUAACGAACAUUUGAUUCACUUUAACCUUCUUCGAACCAUUCAGUAGUUAAACUAAAUCUGGAUUAACAAAUUAAGAUGAUUUCAACUUUACCAUCACACAAAGAUUAACUUCAACCUUAAAUUGUUCAACAUUACAUUUUCUUUGAUCACAGUUUUAUUCACUAAUGGACCUUACCAAUCAUGUGAAAUCUCCUCCAAUUGUUCCUAAACUUUCUUAAUAUUUCCAACCGUAUUUAUCCUCUAAUCAUGAAGUUAAUUCAUCGGUGAUUCUUGUGAUUUCAAUAUUUACUUCAAUUUUGUUUCUGUGUUUGUGUUUAAGCAUUUAUUUUUGCACAACAACAGCCAUCACUAUUGUCAGUUUUCAAAUAUGAAAUGGACUUGGGUUAAAUGGUUUCUAUUUGCUUACAAAUUAGCUGAACACUUGAUCAUUUGCUGGCCAUUACCAUCUUUACCAAUUCACCAUGUUCACCCUUAUCCAAUCUCAUGGCCAGCUUCAUCAGAAACUCAUCCUCACCCUGCUCACCAUCCUCAUCCAUUUAGUCGUAUGUCACCAAUAGCUGCAGUAGCUGCUGAUCCUCGUCAUCAUCAUUCUGAUCCUGUUCCAGAACCAUUGCCUUCUGGUUUGUUCAUUCCAGCUGAUCAGGUUCACAUCUAUGACUUUGUCAACAACUAUGCCGAUGAUGGUUAUUAUGAUUAUGAUGAUGAAGACUCGUUCCAGGAAAAGGUGAGGAAAUGGCGGGAGAACCAGCGAUCAAGAGGAUAUAAUCAUCAUGAUCACAAGUACAAUAAUGAAAAUACUAAUGCUUGGUUAAAUAGCAAGAAGCCUUCAACAUCAAAUAAAGAUGGUAAACAAUUGGAAGGUUCAUCAAGUGGAUUGGAUAAUGUUGCCAAAAAUCCUGAUCCAUUACCAUCUAAAAACAACAACAAUAAUAACAAUAAUCAUAACAAUGACAAACCAGUUGAAUUUGAUGAUGAUAAUGUAAACAAUCGUUCCUCAAAAGAUGGCCCUUCAAAUGAACGUAAAGAGUUGACUUCUGGUGAAGCCAAAGAUAUCGAGACACUUUUGGAAAAAUCAGAGAUAAUUACUGGUCGAUCAGCAUUUUCAUCUUCAACUUCUUCAUCAAACUCACCCAACACAUUAUCUGCACCAAAAACACUACCAGUUGAAGUGUCUCGUCACACAAUUACAUCGCCCAACGGUGAUAUGACAGUGGUUACCGAGAUGGUCUACAAGAAUCCAUACAAACCAACACCAUUACCUUCCUACUCUCAUUCACCUUACCUACCAUCAAGUCGCGAUGGCUUAUACCAGCCAACAGACGAUCCAAGAUUACUUCACCAUCAACCCCAUCCUCCUCCACCACCUCCUCCACCUCCACCGCCACCACCAUCGCCUUCAUUAGAAAACUUUGGUCUGGGUCGAUCAAUUGGACCAGGAACAACUACUUAUAUUCCGCCACCACCAAGGUCUUCAAGGAAUCGUGAUUUAGCAACAACUCCUUGGACCAAUGGACUUGGAAGAGUUUUACCGACUCCACCAACUCCUUAUAUUAGCUCAACAUCUCCAAGUCGUUCAUCAUCUUCAUCAUCAUCUUCAUCUAGUAAAUCAAAUAACAUAGCGGCCAGUUCAUCAAAUAAAAGGCUUAAUAAACAACUUGAUUCAAAUAUAACAAAAAGAAAUGAAAUUUCUGAAAGAAGUUUAAGUGCUACCGCAAUUGCUGGAAUAAUUAUCGGUUCGCUAGUAUUUGUGGCUUUACUCGCAGGAGUUGCCUUGUUCAUUAUGUAUCGAAGACCAACCUUACCAGGAACAACGAGACUGCCACAACGAUCAACGGAGUGGGUUGAACCUCAGGUUAAUUUAAGUAAUAACAAUGUUGGUAACGGUGGAUCAACAGGAGUCAACACUUGUCCACCAAGUGAACCUCUUCCGGUAACAUCAAGUCACUUUACUCGGACUCAGCGACCCAUUAACAAGAGUACGGUUUCUACCACACUGAAUAGAUCCAUCGAUGGCCUCCUCGUUGUCGGUGAUUGGACUCUGGUCAGUCCUGGAAGUAAUUAUGCAACUUUGACCAAAAAAGGGUUAUCCUCUGGAUCUUGAGUAGUCAUUCAAAAAUAAAGCA